Moesziomyces aphidis is the source of this 435-nucleotide messenger RNA. The record is from the annotation of a GenBank genome assembly. NCBI's taxonomy places the organism in Eukaryota, Fungi, Basidiomycota, Ustilaginomycetes, Ustilaginales, Ustilaginaceae.
AUGCCGAAGCGCGCCGCCUCGCGCGACGAGAGAGCUGGAAGAGGUGUUGGAGCAGCAAGGUCGACUGAGACCAACACCGAACGUCAGUUUGGAAGCGCGCCGAAAAAAUCCGGGCGCACGAGCAGAGGCAAGCGGCUGCUACAGCCAAGGCCAAGCGCGCUCUCCCGCCGCCUGGCUCGGUACCAGCAACCAUCGGCGCCGCCUGUGCAAACAUCCCCCCCCAUCCACCGCUCCAACAGUCGGCCUCGGAGCUCGUACCGCAAGCUCAUGCAUGCUCGAGCGACGGGCGUGCAGCAUCAUCCCGGCCUCGCCUCGCUCAUGGCGCGCCACGCACAGACGUCAGCUGCCCUCGCUUACACCCGCGACUGCUUGGCUCCCAUCAGUGCUGCGGAUGCCAUCAGUGCUGCGGUUCAGCAUGCCAUGCUUGCCAGCUGA